Molecule: messenger RNA, 747 nt
Organism: Ogataea philodendri
Lineage: Eukaryota; Fungi; Ascomycota; Pichiomycetes; Pichiales; Pichiaceae
Exons: 1
Coding region: 1-747 (248 amino acids)
Source: RefSeq, a predicted model, not a curated record
AUGGUCCAACUGUUUGUGGUUCACCCUGACCUUCAAGUCUCUGAUUGUAACGACUGUCCGUCACAGAACUCUCUGGACAAGAAGAAAGGAGAAUAUAUCAAAAACCUCAAGUAUUAUAAACGGUUGACAGCAAAAUUGUCACAUAAUGCGGACGUUGCGCAAGUGCCAAAUUACUGUCUUACGAGGAAUACGGAGCAGAACGUGAACGACAUUAUUCAUAGUGCCGAGAAAAUGGACGAUGGUUCAGAUGACGAUAAACCAACCUUGGAUGACGUUCAUGAACUGAGCCACUUACCGUUAUCGUCGAUGCAGAUCAGCGAAGACGAUUUCACCAAACAAGGGACUACUAGAGUUGACUCUAUGUCUCUAGAGGAAAAACUUGAGCUGCCAGCCAACUUGGAUUCCCGUUCGAUGGAUGAAGACACAAACAACUUCUUAGCAUUAAAGUACUUGCAAAUCAUCACCGAUUUGUCUUUGGUCGAGUACAAGUAUCUCCAAAGUUACUCCAAGAUCAACGAGUCAAUCAAGAAGUAUUUCUCGAUGCCCGAACUGACAUCAGAUCUGGAGGAAGAAGGUUGCACGGUUGUCAGCAACGAGAUGGAAUUUUUCAAAAAGUUGGAGCUUCUCCUAAAACGAUCACGCGAAUUAAAGUCUCAGUUUGAAGAGAAGUACCUUCUACCAAGACAGCAAGUGUCCGACCUAAUCCACACGUCUACUCAUCCUGCCCAGAAAGAGGCUGUACGCUGA